AGACGUCGAAUCGUCGUCGCUGCUUGUAUAUCUGUCAACUCGCACGAUCGUCGAUGACUUAUGAAGCAGAUUUGAUGUAAUGAAGCCUGCAGCCAGAACUACGGUGAAUUCAGCAGUGAUUUAGAAAAUCGGUCGAAUCGAGCACGAACAUUCAUGUUGUCAAGGCAAUUUUGAAGCUGUACAUCCUGUUGUGAUCUUGAUGCAACGUUCUAUUUGAGACAUUGAUCGUCAGCAAAUUCAGCGCCCGUUGGCUGAAACUACAGUCGACCCCAACCAAGUACGAACUUUUUUCGCGAUCCUGUUUCCUGUUCUUCUACACUACUUACUACCAGUCUCUGGAUUUUUUGGCCAUUGUAUACCCUAUUCAAGUAACAUUUUUGACUUUGACGAGAUGGCCAAAACUCGGAUACUACUAGCGUAUAGAAAUCUUGCAUUCUUGCUACUGAUACCUCGUUCCUACGCUUGUAAUGUUCAUCUCCUAUAUCCACCACGGUUGGCUUGCGCAUGGAUGGGAAGUUCUGAGAACUCGCGCUAGAUUUUGUUCAAGGCAGGCCACUUCCCUGUUUUCUCUUUGAAUUCGUAGGUCCGGACCGCGACCCCAAAUCCAAGUCACGUAAAUAAAUGUUUGGUGGACUUGUGGGCAAGUAGGCAACAAAAAAAAUGUAAUCUUUACAUGUGUUCUUCACAUUGUAGGUUCGGGCCACGCCCCCGAUUCAAGUCACGUAAGACCUGUAGACACGUAGGCAACAUUCAAAAAAAACCUUUCUCGGAUUAUGUUUAAAGAUGCGACAGACUAGUUCUUUGUGUGUCGUAGGUCAGUGCCGAAUGAACUAACAUAUUAAUUCUUCAGAUCUGCAUAUCUCUUGCAGCAGCAGGGCUUCAUCAGGAUAUUUAUUGUACUCGCAAUCAAUAUUUUGAGGUUAACGUAACCAAAGGUGACACACAGACACAUCGAAUUGCUAUCAGUUCAAGUUGUAACAUAAACAUUACAUUAUUACAGUACCAGCUCUAAUUUCGAGUUAGUUAUAGUUUGCAAGUUGAAGUAGGAGUAGUUGCAAUUUGAAAUGGAAGUAAAAAUCAGCAAGCCCUGCUCGACCUCGAACCUUUGCAACUUUUGAUCAGACAUAGCAUCACAAGGAGGCUUUUCAGUCCAGGUGGCUUCUUUGCUCAUUCUGGUAUCCUCUCACGAAAAUGAGUAAAGUCCCAAGAGCUUCUUCAUUCAAAGCGCGGCGAAAAAGUGCUCGAAAACAAUCAACGUCGUUACGUGAUUCAACCAAGGAAGCAGCCAGGAGCAAGGCCCAACAAAAUGCGACCGCCAACAAGAAAACUGGAUUUGAGUGUAGUACGGCUCCCGGAGGACCCCCAGUAUACCCCUACCAGAAGCCGAAAUGGUGGGUACCUGCUUUCGGCUAUUUACCAGUGAUAAUCGGUGUCGCUUUGCUGUCCCUUGCACUGCCCGCAUCAUUUUUCAUGGAGAUCGUUUUUCUUCACGCGUUUUUAUGGGCAAUAGGCGCAGUAUUCUUCAUGAAGCUGGUGUUGUAUUUCACGUGCGCGGACGGGGAGGACUUCAACAUGGUACUGUUGUACGGAUUUUCAAUUCGUUUUUGUUAUUAAGUUUCAUGUACAUGUUCGUGUGUUGCUGUUUGUUUCUUGCUUGUUGUCUCAAUUUUUGAAAUGCAAAGAAUAAUCGGUGACGGAGCCUACUUGCUGGAUGCUCUACAAACAAGUACGCCUCGUAUAUACACUUUAUUGCAGCUCGAUCCACGCGACGGAAGCAGUCUCGCGUGGAGUUUUAACGUCGCGUGUGGACGAUCGGCGGCGUAUGUCACUUUUCUAGUAUUGUGGUUUAGUUCGUUCCUGUUUCCGACAUCGGAAUCUUCUACUUUGGGGGAACUCAUUACAAGACGCAGCGCAGCCUGGGCACGACCGAAGGACGCUGAGGUGGAUGUGGCGACCUACUGCGAACGACACGCGAGUACGAGUUCUUACAAAGAAGAUGGCUCAGUCGCAGUGGCCUGGAGCGUGAUAGAACGUCCAUGCCAGUACCUGGACGAGCUGCCUCAAUUUUCCGGGAAGGCCUUUUCGUGGCCUUUUUCGUUUUCCGGCGUGACCGAUUUCGUGCUACGAAAAUACGCAGUCUCGCAUACCAUGCUAUUAAAACCUGGAGAGGGAGCAAUACCAUCGUUGUCAUCGAUUGCUGACGUGGCCACUAGCGAUGCGUACCAGCGCUUCGAGGUCACAGCCUUUGCGCUUCUCAUCGGGCUCAUGCUGUCAGAUACCUGGACCUACUACAAAGUGCCCAGGCUCUACCAUGACACCACGCUUAUCCUUCAUCACAUCGUGUCGGUGUCGGGUCCGCUUUGCGCGAUCUGGUAAGCAUCCUUUUUUGGUUUGUUGAAAUCGUGUGGCAAUGUGUAUGGAACGUGUAGGAAUAUGUAGGUCUGGAUCACCUCGAACUCACUGGUCGAUACCUGAGCUUCACUGGUUUCUUUUGAUGGUAUUUUGAAACUCAGUUUUUAGUCUUUUUCUUGCUCCACUCUCAGGACGAAUUGCCGCGGUCUGAUUUUUCUCGCUUUCGUUGUUAUCGUUGCGGAGGCUGGUACGUUUCUGUAUUGUCUCGGUUGGGUCAAGCGAAGCGAUCGGAAGUGGAGCCAAAUAACGCGGUUGGCUUUUCGAUACGGUAUGACACUUUCGAACAUGGGCAUGGCUGCUUGCUGGAUUUCGUUUUUGUGGUGCAAUUCCCCAUGCCCACCUGUACUAACAACGCUGGUUUUCAGUGCGGCAAUCUGCGGCCUUCUCCAGGGGCGCCAGCAGUUUAUGAUCGACAGUUGUCGGAAGUGGGCUAAGCUUAAGACUAGCUGAAGCUGAAAAUAUGAUUGCAUAAAAUAGUACAGUCGAAGUAGUCUUCUCCUCGUAUACAGGUACUUGAGAAGUCAAAGUACUUUAUAGAAGUUACUUUAAUUCAUACAUAGUGCUCGUGACGUGAAUGGUUAUGGUGUCAAACAUGAUUGAAAAACACUCAUAUUUUUGAAGUCAUGUAAAUGAAAUUGAAAUUUAGAAAAAUUCCGUGUUGUAUGCUGAGCUAAAUCACCCCCCUCUUCCCAUGAAUCUGCUUAUUUCCCCUCCUCAUAAGCAUACCUACGGGACAAAGUUCCUCAGUAUGUGGUGUCAUGCAUAGUAUAGAUACCUCUUCGCUUUCAUCUUUCCAUGAAUACAUGCAAACUUUCAAUUCAUUUGUUGUAAAUCCGGAUGGUUCGCAUAUGCAUUAAAGCAGAUGCAGGGAUAGUGUAGUUUUCGUAGUUUCCUCUGCAUACUGAAGAUUCACCAAUAAUAUGUGCUUUGUAAUUUUCCAUGCUUAUAUAUGAUAAUGCUUUCCUUUUCAUCCUCCGACAUUUCUUCUAUCUUAGUCUCCCCCAAGUAGAUUCCUGUGCUAGGUAGAAAGUACCCGCAGUGUCCACGAGGACAUCCAACCAUCUGAAGAACAAGGGCCACCCACGUUGCGCCAAAGCUUGCUCGUGCGCGCCACGCACCACAUGCAUAUGAUCUAAACAGAUUCUAUUCCGUGGAGGACCGUUUGUCCGUGUUUCCGCGAUUGCAGUUUAGUAAUACGAGAGCAUAAUUUGUG
This is a messenger RNA of Amoebophrya sp. A25, 3625 nucleotides long. NCBI's taxonomy places the organism in Eukaryota, Dinophyceae, Syndiniales, Amoebophryaceae. The record is from the annotation of a GenBank genome assembly.